Thyridium curvatum is the source of this 1146-nucleotide messenger RNA. RefSeq lists its product as uncharacterized. The transcript is spliced from 4 exons. Gene Ontology annotation, biological process: regulation of DNA-templated transcription. Bases 1 to 1146 code for a protein of 381 amino acids. The record is from RefSeq and is a predicted model, not a curated record. Lineage: Eukaryota; Fungi; Ascomycota; Sordariomycetes; Thyridiales; Thyridiaceae.
AUGGAACGCGGUGCGCCCGAGUACUCGCAGUCAGGUUUGCCUUCGCCCUACCCAAGCAACUACGGCGACACCCGUUCUGAGGCCUCAUCUGCAGAUCACGCGUCUGCUGCGCAAUACGCGACACAGCAGGAAGUGCGGUCCAACAACUACUCCACGUCGGCCACCCCCACGUCUGAGUACGGUGUCUACCCGCCUUCUGCGCGGUCAAGCUCCUUCCCCGAGCACCUCCAGCGUUCAUACCACCCAGCUAGCAACCACAACGGCAGCAGUGGAGGUAUGGCGCAAACACCAACAAGUCCGUCCAUGCCUAUGCAAGAUGGACGCAACCAUCAGAACCCCCAGCAGGUCAAGUCUGACAGCGAUGUACCUAUAGAUCCCUCAAUCGCAGCCCCCAGCCCGACUGCCUAUACCCACCAACAGUAUUCCCCCUACGGUGCCCCGCCCAGCCAGGACAUGUCACACGGGUAUCAUCCCAGCAACAAUAUGUAUGCGCAGCCCCGUCCAGACUGGGGAGGAUAUGCUGGGCAGGGCGGCCCUAUGACCCCUGGACAUCACGUCUUUCCCCAGACCCCUACUUCCGCGGCCCCUCAGGCACGGCCCAGCCAGGUGUAUUCAUUUGUCCCCAUCCCUGGUGCGCAGCAGCACAAGCGCCCGAGGAGGCGCUAUGAGGAGAUCGAGCGCAUGUAUAAGUGUGGUUGGAACGGCUGCGAAAAGGCUUAUGGCACGCUCAACCAUCUGAACGCGCACGUCACCAUGCAAUCCCAUGGCCAGAAGCGCACUCCUGAAGAAUUCAAGGAAAUCCGCAAGGAAUGGAAGGCCCGCAAGAAGGAGGAGGAGGCUCAGCGCAAGGCCGAGGAGGAGCGCCAGAGGCAGGCGGCAGCUGCUGCGGCCCAGAAUGGCGCACCCGAGGGCCAGCCUGGUGCCGAACAGCCGCCUACCAGCUACGGCGGUAGCCGACCCGUUCAGCUCCCUCCAAUUGGAUACCAACCAAACCAGUAUCCGGCACCCCCAUCUGCGGGCGUCCAGCAGCCGUUGCCUGAAUACAACAGCAACUAUAUGCACAACUAUCCUCCUGCGUCUCCGUACGGACAACCCCCAAACCAGCAGAUGUACAACCAACAUAACGGUGGCCAACCCAGUCACUAG